AUGUCAGCCCACUUGAAGAAGCAGCCCGGACAGCUCACCGUCGUCAUCAAACUUGGCACCUCGUCCAUUGUCGAUGAGAAGACGCACGAGCCCAUACUCUCAAUCCUCAGUGUGAUUGUCGAGACCGCUGUCAAACUACAUAAAGAUGGCCACCGUGUGGUCCUCGUCUCCUCCGGCGCCAUUGGCGUGGGUCUUCGCAGAAUGGACCUCGACAGGCGGCCGAAACAUCUUCCACAGGUGCAGGCCCUCGCGGCCAUUGGACAGUGUCGGCUCAUGAGCCUAUGGGAUCAACUGUUUGGGCAUAUGCGGCAGCCAAUUGCCCAAAUACUGCUCACACGGAACGACAUCGCGGAUCGCACGCAAUAUCAGAACGCACAGAACACCUUCUUCGAGCUGCUACACAUGGGAGUCAUCCCAAUCGUGAAUGAGAACGACACUUUGGCAGUGACGGAAAUCAAGUUCGGUGACAACGACACGUUGAGCGCCAUCACCGCUGGCAUGGUGCAGGCCGAUUACCUGUUUCUGAUGACAGAUGUUGACUGUCUGUACACUUCGAACCCGCGCAGGGACCCAGACGCAAAGCCCAUAGAAGUGGUCGAGGACAUUGCAGACCUCGAGGCCGAUGUCAGCAGUGCUGGGUCGGCACUGGGGACCGGAGGCAUGAGCACAAAGAUUGUAGCAGCACGAUUAGCAACAAGCGCGGGCGUGACGACCAUCAUAACGAAGUCAAGCAAACCUGGAAACAUUGCCGCCAUAAUGAAGCAUGCCGAAGGGCAGAGACUGGCCCGCAUAUCGAGCCGCAACAGCGUAACGAACUUCCAAGACGAAGGCGUCCCGCUCGCGCAAACCGCCAGCCUCAACCUGCACAACUCCACACACGAUGUUUCUUCUCCUACCGAACCUACACACACGCGAUCACAUUCUCCCCAGCUCGAAGCCGAACAAGUCCCUCUACACACCCGUUUCCUGCCCAUUUCACAACCCAUCCGCGACCGUUAUUUCUGGAUUCUGCAUGGUCUCGCUCCCCACGGCACAAUCUAUAUCGACGCCGGCGCGCGCAAAGCGCUCUCCGACAAAGCCGGGCUCCUCCCGGUCGGCAUCGUCGACGUUGAUGGCCAAUUCGCCCAGCAGGAAGCUGUCCGCAUCGUCGUUGUAAAGCGUCUCCCAGCGGCCAGCCCAAAAGUCACCCCGAAAGCCACAACCCCCAUCGCCCCCAUCCCCUCCCGCACAGCCGCCCACCCGGUCCUUAACUCCGGCCACGCGCCGUACACGCAGCCCGCGCUCACGCACUCGAUGUCUUCCUCCGCGAUCAUCACGCCGCCGCUGUACGAGCUGCACGACCCGGCGCCGUUCGAGAUUGGUCGCGCGGUGGUGAACUACUCCGCAAGCGAGAUCAGGCGGAUAAAGGGGUUGCACAGCACGCAGAUUCAUGAGGCGCUGGGGUAUGCGGACAGCGAGUAUGUGGCGCUGCGGGAGAACAUUGCGUUCUUUGGGAUUGAGAAGAGUCGGCCGAAUACGCCGAGUGCAGGACGGAGCGAGAAUAGGGAGGGUGGGGGUGUGGAUGUGCAUUAG
Molecule: messenger RNA, 1572 nt
Organism: Paraphaeosphaeria sporulosa
Lineage: Eukaryota; Fungi; Ascomycota; Dothideomycetes; Pleosporales; Didymosphaeriaceae
Product: glutamate 5-kinase
Exons: 2
Coding region: 1-1572 (523 amino acids)
Cellular component (GO): cytosol; cytoplasm
Molecular function (GO): RNA binding; glutamate 5-kinase activity; ATP binding
Source: RefSeq, a predicted model, not a curated record